Messenger RNA from Chinchilla lanigera (long-tailed chinchilla), 960 nucleotides. It is a transcript of the gene Iftap, whose product is annotated as chromosome unknown open reading frame, human C11orf74. Gene Ontology annotation, biological process: spermatogenesis; acrosome reaction. Gene Ontology annotation, cellular component: 9+0 non-motile cilium; cytosol. The coding region runs from base 152 to 883 and encodes 243 amino acids. The transcript is spliced from 7 exons. The record is from RefSeq and is a predicted model, not a curated record. Gene Ontology annotation, molecular function: intraciliary transport particle A binding. NCBI's taxonomy places the organism in Eukaryota, Metazoa, Chordata, Mammalia, Rodentia, Chinchillidae.
GGGUAGCUAUGAUAAUUGUUUUCCUUGUUCCAAAGGGGGAGACUUCUAGGAUGACUCUCUGAAUAAGGACGCCAAAAGUGCGAAGUGACUUGAUGUGAGCGGAGGCGCAGACCACUGGGUCACGGGAGAUAAAGUGGCCCCAUGAAUAGAAAUGCCUGCCCAAGUACUGGGAUUGGAGAUAAUGGAUGAAGAUCGACUAAUGGAAGAAGUCUUGGAUAAGUUUGUUAAUUCUCAUGAGCAAACAUAUGAAGAAUUUUUGAGUACUUUCACUCAUCUUUCAAAAGAGGAUAACUUGACCAAAAGGGGAGCGUUUGGGCUGGAUGCUUCAGAGAACACGUUUACGUCAGUAGAAUGUACUCAUAAAAAUGAACCACGUGACCACCGUCUUAGAAAUGCAUCUACUUUCCUUUGUACUUCAUCACAGUGUUUAGAAGACAAAGAGAUAGUGUUGGAUGAAGGCCAAAAAGUUGGCACUUUCUUUCAUGGCGAUCUGCACCGGGCAGGAAAGGUGAAGGUGGACAGUUUCCCAGCUUUAGAAGAUGUGGACGUGGGUGAAGAAAUGGAGCCCCAGAUGAGGAAGGAUUUGCUGCUGCUUCCAGGAGAAGUGGAAGAGGACCUAAGCAGCAGUGUUCCUUCUUACAUCCCUUCUGUGUACCAGCCUCGUACCACUGAAGUGAAGCUGAGGCCCACCAUAAAAGGAAAAGAGCAAAGGGAAGAGAUACUAGGAGAUGAAGUUCAGCCCUUUUCACUUGACGAAGACUUUGAUUAUGACAGUGUGACUCUAACCCCCAAGUUCACUUCUGCAGAGAUAGAGAGCAUGAGGGAGCUUUGGAAGCAAGAGAGAAGCAACGCCAGCGCUGACGAAGGAGAACCCCACAGCUGAUUCAUAUGGCGUCUGUGUGUUUAUUUUUAUUUUGCCCAUAUUUAAACAACAUUAGAAUAAAAGAUAAACCAACUAUA